UGGCGGUGUUUCCUGCGUAGCUGGAACCAUGCAGCUGUUCAUCUGUGCUCAGAACCUGCACACCCUUGAGGUGUCUGGACAGGAAACAGUCACUCACAUUAAGGCUCGCAUUGAGUCCCUGGAGGGCAUUGCACCUGAGGAUCAGAUGGUUCUCUUGGGUGGAACUCCCUUGGAGGAUGGAUCUCUGAUUAGGCAAUGUGGCAUCAGCGAGCUUACCACCUUGGAGGUGGCUGCUCGCAUGCUGGGUGGUAAGGUCCAUGGCUCGCUGGCUUGUGCUGGGAAGGUGGGAGACCAGACUCCCAAGGUUGCCAAGCAAGAGAAGAAGAAGAAGAAGAAGAAAACUGGCCAUGCCAAGAGACGCAUGCAGUACAACAGGCACUUUGUCAAUAUUGUGCUGGGCUUUGGCAAGAAGAAGGGCCCCUAUGCUAACUCCUAA
This is a messenger RNA of Caretta caretta (loggerhead turtle), 436 nucleotides long. The record is from RefSeq and is a predicted model, not a curated record. Lineage: Eukaryota; Metazoa; Chordata; Testudines; Cheloniidae.